Molecule: messenger RNA, 2816 nt
Organism: Limulus polyphemus (Atlantic horseshoe crab)
Lineage: Eukaryota; Metazoa; Arthropoda; Merostomata; Xiphosura; Limulidae
Product: sorting nexin-2-like
Exons: 11
Coding region: 4-1587 (527 amino acids)
Biological process (GO): early endosome to Golgi transport
Cellular component (GO): endosome membrane; endosome
Molecular function (GO): phosphatidylinositol binding
Source: RefSeq, a predicted model, not a curated record
ACAAUGGCUGACAGUUUAGAACCACCUCUAUUUAAUGGAAGUGCAUGUCAAAAAGAUGAUGAAAGCGAAGAUUUUUUUUCACCAGCUUUAGAAUCCCAGUCUUUUGAAAAUACAACCACUCUCUUGAAUAAUUAUGAUCAACCUAGAAGUGAUGAUAACCUAGCAAAUUUGAUGAAAGGAGGUGGAGAAGAGGUUUGUCUUGAUGAUGAUGCUUCAUCAGUCACUCCUCAGACAAAGCUUGAAUUCUGUACACCAGAAGAAGAAGCUAAGUCUCCUUUCUUGGAACCUUUUUAUGAAAAUAAAAUUUCAGAGCCUUCGGCUCCUGCAGAAAUAACACCAACUGAACCCCCAAUAUCUGCUGCUGGAAAAACUCCAGAUGAGCUUAUUGAAGAAGAGAACAGUAACCAGUUUCUAAAAAUCAUCGUAAAAGAGCCUCAGAGAGUUGGUGAUGGUAUGGGUGCAUACAUGAGAUACAAGGUGGUCACUAAAACUAAUCUACCCUAUUUCAAGCACAAAAAUCUAGUGGUCCAUCGAAGAUUCAGUGACUUUCUUGGCUUGCAUGAUAAAUUAAUGGGCAAACAUCUUCGCUUGGGUCGAAUGGUACCUCCAGCGCCUGAGAAGAGUGUUAUAGGCAUGACAAAAAUAAAGAUGAACAAAGAAGAAUCUUUAAGCUCUUCAGACUUUAUUGAAAAACGUCGAGCAGCCCUUGAACGUUACUUGAAUCGUACUUCAGGCCACCCUGUACUUCGAAUGGAUCCAGAUUUUCGAGAAUUCUUGGAACUUGAAUCAGAACUUCCUCGAGCAACUAAUACUUCUGCAUUAAGUGGAGCAGGAGUGAUGCGAUUGUUUAGCAGAGUUGGAGAAUCUGUGAGCAAAAUGACCUUCAAAAUGGAUGAGUCUGAUCCGAUUUUACUUAAUCAGUCUCUUUCUGACAUUCAGUGGUUUGAAGAAAAGCAACAUCACAUGGAAAAUUUGGAGCAGCAACUGCGCAAGCUACACAAUAGUGUAGAGGCUCUUGUUCAUCACCGCAAAGAACUUUGCAACAAUACAAAUUCUUUUGCUAAAAGUGCAGCGAUGUUAGGUAACUGUGAAGAGCAUACAGCUCUUUCAAGAGCUUUAUCUCAGCUUGCUGAAGUAGAAGAAAAGGUGGAACAAGUACAUAUGAAACAAGUUAACAGUGAUUUCUUCAUGUUAUCAGAGAUGUUAAAGGAUUAUAUUGCACUCAUUGGAACUGUAAAGGAUGUAUUUCAUCAACGUGUUAAAGUAUAUCAAACAUGGCAACAUGCUCAGCAGAUGCUUACCAAGAAACGGGAACAGAAGGCUAAGUUAGAGCUUGCUGGAAAGUCAGACAAAAUUGCUCAAGCUCAUGAAGAAGUGAUAGAGUGGGAAGCCAAAGUGGAAAGAGGACAGGAGGAGUUUGAAAAUAUUUCUAAAAUGAUUCGAAAAGAAGUUGAACAUUUUGAAAAUUGUCGUAUUCGUGACUUUAAAGAUACAAUUGUCAAGUACAUGGAAUCUCUACUAAACAAUCAACAAGAGCUGAUCAAAUAUUGGGAAGCAUUCCUGCCACAGGCUAAAGCCAUAUCAUGAAAUCCAAACUAGUCACAAAAACUUGUCCAUAUCCAUGAAAAGUAUGGUUGUUUGCUUGUUUAAUAUACUUUGCUGAAUUUUUAAUUACUUGUGGUUGACAGUUUGGAGAUAGCAGGAUCCAGUGUCUGUUACUGUUCCACAUUCCUUGGUGUCACUGGUUACUCUAAUGAUUCCAGUUCUCAGUAUUUCUAUUGGUAGUUUAAAUUAUUUUGGCAGAACUGUUGUGAUAUAGACUUUUUAAAUAUGUCUUUCGUUGAAGUGUAGUAAAUAUUAUACAUGUAUUAGUUUCAAGCAAAUAGCCUUUUGUUUUAAAGUGUAUAAAUUCAUCUAUGUGGUGCAUUUCUCUUUUUUGAAAAAAAGAGUUAUGAAAUUAUUAUUUAUUCUGAUAAUGUCUUUUGUUUUUAACAACAUAGUUUCAACAGAAGUUUUGCAUCACUAUGAUUAAUUUUAAUGUGAAUCUUUAUUGUACUUUUAUAAAUUAUUGUUUGGAACAUCUUCAGCAUAAACUAAUUAAUCUUACUUUAAAAACUUCUUAUAGAACAUUUAGGGAACAAACUGUUUUCACUCUUGACUUUUUUCUUCAUGAUUCUUUUAUCAGUUUUGUAACAAGAAAAGCUUAGUAAGUAAUUCUCUAGUAAUUGAUAGAAUUGGCAUCAAGAAUAAGGGUUAGUAAAUAUAAAUCUUGAAAAGGUUUUCUUUCUUCUUCCCAAGAACAUUUUUCUAAUUUUUUUUUUAUAAGAACCAACUUUUCCAGUUCAGUAUACUUUGUGUUUUUGUGUUAAAUUAUUAUGCAUUAUGAACAAGAUUAUAUAUAUACCAUUUAAUGAAAGUUAAGAAAAAUUUGAUAAAAUAAAGGGUUGAAAAAUUUGGUGAAACCACAAAUCACAACUUUUUGAGAAAGUACACUAGCUAUUAUAGACUUGUACAUCAAAGUUAAUAAAUUGAUGAUUUUAAUUUAGCAGUUUGUUAUGUAACUGAAAUAACAGGAGUGUAAUAUGUUUGGAAAAUAAAGAGGAGUUGGGUUAGCUAAAAUAGAGAUUUGUUUUUCACAUUUUUUUGAAACUAAUAGUGUAUCUUGUGACUGCAGUGCAUUUAAUGUGCUUUUAUGAAAUCGUCUUUUUUUUUUUUAUAAGAACAUGCUGCUACAAAAAUUUUUUCUCAUACAAGAUUCAUUGGUUUCUUCAUUGCUAAACCCUAACUAGCCUGUAGUAAGAUCAUAUGAUAAAAUU